Messenger RNA from Penaeus monodon (black tiger shrimp), 824 nucleotides. Its product is annotated as voltage-gated hydrogen channel 1-like. Bases 74 to 775 code for a protein of 233 amino acids. Gene Ontology annotation, cellular component: plasma membrane. The transcript has 5 exons. Gene Ontology annotation, biological process: proton transmembrane transport. Gene Ontology annotation, molecular function: voltage-gated proton channel activity. The record is from RefSeq and is a predicted model, not a curated record. Lineage: Eukaryota; Metazoa; Arthropoda; Malacostraca; Decapoda; Penaeidae.
CUUGGGGGCGUGAAAUCAAGCGGGCGAGAACGACUGCGGGUUGUACGCUGACUGCCACUCCUGCAGGAGCCAGAUGGAGGCGAUCUCUGCCAAGGAAGGCUUCGUGGGUUCUCCUGAAGGCGUGGGGGCGGGGGAGGCCAUCGCAGUGGGCGUGGAAGGGGAGGACACAGAGGCCAAGGCGGUGUUGGAGGAUGACGACGACUCCGAGGCGAGCGACCUCAAGCCCAUCCUUGACGCGAGAGAGCGCCUUCGUCAGGUGAUGACGUCGACUGCUUUUCAGUGGACGGUGGUGGCCCUGGUGUUGCUCGACUCAGGGUUGGUGAUUGGCGAGCUGCUGCUAGAACUCGGAUCCCAUGGCACCCACACCCUGGCACCCUGGGUCCUCCACAUCCUCUCGCUGACUCUCCUCGCCUUAUUUACCCUGGAGAUCGCCCUGAAGCUCUACGCCUAUCGACUCGAGUUUUUCACCCACAAGGCCGAAGUAUUCGACGCCAUCGUGGUCUUGGUGGCUCUCUGCCUCGACGCCAUCUACCUGCACGCUGACGACGCCCGCAUCGGCACGGGCCUCAUCAUCAUUCUCAGGAUCUGGAGGGUUGUCAGGAUACAAAACGUCGACCACCCUCGCCACAAUGAGCUCAGGGCGCCAGCCAGGCCAGAACGCAGCGGCUCGGUCGAGGAGGACCACCGGAGGCUCCUCGAGUACGCGGAAACCCUCAAGGAGAAGCUCAGGGAACACGACGUCGAUUUCGAAGAAGACACGCCUGCCAGGUGGUAGGUGAGAGAGAGAGAGAUAGAGAGAGAGAGAGAGAGAGAGAGUGAGAGAG